This is a messenger RNA of Rhododendron vialii, 2184 nucleotides long. RefSeq names its product pentatricopeptide repeat-containing protein At3g12770-like. Gene Ontology annotation, biological process: RNA modification. The record is from RefSeq and is a predicted model, not a curated record. NCBI's taxonomy places the organism in Eukaryota, Viridiplantae, Streptophyta, Magnoliopsida, Ericales, Ericaceae. Gene Ontology annotation, molecular function: RNA binding; protein binding. The transcript has a single exon. Bases 105 to 2003 code for a protein of 632 amino acids.
ACUUUGUUGAUCCGUUACGAAUCUCAUUGCAACACAGUGAGAUUCACUGGAAUAGGUGCUCUGUUAUAUCUCGAUAAUGCAUUUUGGAUCCUCGUUGAUUUUUGAUGAGCACCCACUUCUCUACACGCAAAACACUUGCAUCGUGCACCCAUUUCACCACACGUUCCUACACCUCUUCUUCCCCUGUUCUCGACACAUCUCUCUCUCUCCUCCACCUCUCCAUAUCCCGCCACUCUCUCUCUCUCACCAAACAAUCCCACGCCCGCCUCCACCGCCUCGGCCUCGACCAACACCCCGUCGUUGCAACCAAACUCAUCUCCGCGUACUCUCUGUGUCAAAACCCUGUCGACGCGCGACUCAUUUUCGACUCGUUUCGAUACAAGAACGUGUACAUAUGGAACACAAUGGUUAAUGGGUACGCGAAGAAUUACUUGUUCGAUGAAAGUUUUGACCUGUUCAGUCAAAUGUGUUUAAGUGAGGAUUUUUCGCCUGAUGGUUUCACGCUUUCGACUCUUUCGAAAGCGUGUGGUGAUAUAGGGGACUUGCGUGCAGGGGCAGCCAUUCAUGGCAAGUGUAUACGUAUUGGGUUUUUAACGGAUAUAGUAGUUGGUAAUUCUAUAGUGUAUGUGUAUUGUAAAUGUGGGAAGUUUAUCGACUCGCGCAAGGUGUUCGAUGAAAUGCCGCAGAGGAAUGUCUCUUCUUGGAAUUCCCUGAUAGCAGGUUUAGUGAAUUCCAGGGAGGUUAAUGUUGAUAGUUGCGUAUGGGAAUUUGUUAGAAGUAUGCGAAUUGAUGGGUUGGAACCCGAUGCGUUUACUGUUUCUAGUCUGCUUCCUUUGUGUGGGGGAGAUGCUGAGAGAUGGAGUUAUGGAAAAGAGCUUCAUUGUUACAUUGUGAAGAAUGAAUUGAAUGUGGGUUUGGGUUCUGAUGUUCAUUUGGGAUGUUGCUUGAUUGACAUGUAUUCUAGAAGUAAUAAAGUCAAUGUGGCUAGGCGGCUUUUUGACCGCAUGGAGUCUAGAAACGUUUUUGUGUGGACAGCGUUGAUAAAUGGUUAUGUACAGAAUGGAGCAUCAGAUGAAGCAAUGGUUUUGUUCCGCGAAAUGCAAGUGAAACAAGGAGUAGAACCAAACAAGGUCUCUCUUGUAAGCGUUCUCCCUGCUUGCAGCUCAGUUGCUGGCUUUACGGCUGGGAAACAGAUCCAUGGAUUCACCAUGAGAAAGGAAUUGAAUUUUGAAACUUCUUUAUGCAAUGCUCUCAUUGAUAUGUAUUCCAAGUGUGGGAGCUUGAAUUUGGCAAGGAGAGUCUUCAAUGAUCAUUCUUUUGUUAAAGAUGCAAUAUCUUGGAGUACGAUGAUCUCUGGAUACGGAUUGCAUGGGAAUGGUCGAGAAGCCAUUUGUUUGUUUGAGGACAUGCUUCAGCUUGGGAUUAAACCAGACAUGAUUACGAUAGUUGGGGUGCUUUCUGCUUGUGGUAGGUCAGGAUUGGUUAAUGAAGGUCUUACUAUUUAUAACUCUGUUGUAAACGACUAUGGGAUUAAACCAACGCUCGAGAUAUGUGCUUGCAUGGUUAAUAUGUUGGGUCGAUCAGGCCAGCUGAAGCAAGCAUUGGAAUUCAUCAAAACAAUGCCAGUGGAGCCCGGUCCUAGUGUCUGGGGAGCUCUUCUUAGUGCAUCUCUACUUCAUGGGAAUUCUGAGAUGCAAGAUUUGGCUCAUAACUUCCUUAUUCAUAUAGAACCUGAGAACCCCUCUAAUUUUGUCUCAAUUUCAAACUUAUAUGCUUCUUCCCAGAAGUGGGACAUUGUGGCGGAAGUGAGAUCAGCGAUGAAAGAAAAACGACUUAGGAAGUUGCCUGGUUGCAGUUGGAUAACCCUUAAUAGCAAAACUCACAGUUUCUACGUUGCUGACAAAGCCCAUUCUUGCUCUGAUAUGAUUUAUGAAAUGCUGGAGGAACUCCUUUUAGUGAUGAAGGGAGAUUUCGAUUAUCCUGAUACGGAAUAUUUGACGUAGAUGUUACAGGGAUAAACAGGCUAUUUGGCACAAUCAGGAACAGUGAACCCUUAUGUGCCUAUUCCCAAGUUCUCAAACAGUUAAAUUAUCGAAAUAUAAUUUGCGUCUAACCGCAUAUUAUCUUCCAAUGGAUGUUGUCUCGCUGGCUUCUCAAUGAAUUAGAAACAACAGAUUUAGGAUU